This is a messenger RNA of Megalobrama amblycephala (Wuchang bream), 2122 nucleotides long. RefSeq names its product transmembrane protein 151Ba (gene tmem151ba). NCBI's taxonomy places the organism in Eukaryota, Metazoa, Chordata, Actinopteri, Cypriniformes, Xenocyprididae. The transcript is spliced from 2 exons. The coding region runs from base 572 to 2122 and encodes 516 amino acids. The record is from RefSeq and is a predicted model, not a curated record.
UAAAAUGUUUUUAAAAAACAGAAACUAUUAAGUUGUUAAUUAUUUCAUUAGUAAGUCAUGACACACAGCACACAAAUGACUCAUUUAUAAAUGCAAUAAGAGGUAUAAAUAUAAUUCCGGGUCUCUGGAGAACUAAAACGCAUUUAAGUAAUGGGAAACCACAUGCAUGGAGUCAAGGUCACGUACGAUCCUCAGCAGAGACGGCUGGGAUAGAUAAACAACACCUCCCUCCUCUCUCUCUCUCUCUCGCUCGCCCCCGUUACCUGGAUCUGAGCUGCGCAUCCGUGUGGAUUCCUCUUGCGCCUCAUUGUCAUUCAUUCCGCGUUCAUGCGCAUUUCCAUAUGAUUUCUGCAUCUCGCUGUGGGUCAGAUUGGCUUCUUUUAUUUCCAACGCACCAAUCUUAAAGGAAAUGCUCGCGGUCGCCUGGACAGCCAACGAUCCCGCAAGUAUUUUGGACACUCUAAAGUGCGCGUGUUGUGUUGUUGAUCUCGUGGCCAGGAUGCUGCCUCGCUAAGGAUGGACUAUAAUGGAUGAUACAUGGCUGUGAUGCUCCAGUAUCAUCUUCUUCAUCAUGUCUCCAGCAGCUCCGGUCACUGACAGCAGUGCUGCUGAUGUCCUGCACGAGCAGACGGACACGCCGCGGGAAGUGCAACGACCCUCGAAGCAGUCCCUGAGCAAGUCUCUGUGUCGCGACUCGCACUGGAAAUGCCUCCUUCUGUCACUGCUAAUGUACUGCUGCGUGAUCGCAAUGACCUGGUGCCAGGUCACGAAGGUCACGCGCCUCUCCUUCGACAGCGCCUUCAAGGGCAAGUCUAUGAUGUACCACGACAGUCCCUGUUCCAACGGCUACAUCUACAUCCCAGUGGCCUUUCUCGUCAUGCUCUACGUGGUUUACCUAGUGGAGUGUUGGCAUUGUUACUCGCGCAAUGAACUUCAAUCUAAAGUAGACCUGGAGAGCAUCGCAGAGCGCGUGCGUCGCAUGCAGCAAGCCACGCCGUGCAUCUGGUGGAAGGCCAUUAGUUAUCACUACGUACGUCGGACGAGGCAAGUGACUCGCUACCGAAACGGGGAUGCCUACACGACCACGCAGGUUUACCACGAGCGCGUGAACACGCACGUCGCGGAGGCCGAGUUCGAUUACGGGAACUGCGGGGUGAAGGACAUUUCCAAGCACCUCACAGGCCUGGAGAGCUUUCCAGUGACCAAGUUGCGCUUCACCAAGUGCUUUAGUUUCGCUAAUGUCGAGUCCGAGAACUCCUACCUGACGCAAAGAGCGCGGUUCUUCACAGAGAACGAAGGUCUGGACGAUUAUAUGGAAGCGCGUGAAGGAAUGCAUCUCAAAAACGUCGAAUUUAAGGAAUACAUGCUUGCGUACGCAGAUCCGGAUCGCUUGCCUUGGUAUGCGUCGCAGUGUAGCUUCUGGUUGGCGGCGGUGCUGACUUUAUCGUGGCCGUUGCGGGUCCUGACGGAGUAUCGCACGGCGUACCUUCAUUAUCAUGUGGAGAAGCUUUUUGGGUUCGACUACGUCGCCGUUACGCCGUUGGACGAGAGGCCGUUUUGCCACCACAUCCCGCGGGUAAACACCAUCGACAGCACAGAGCUUGAGUGGCACAUUCGCUCCAACCAACAGCUUGUUCCCAGUUACUCCGAGGCCGUGCUAAUGGAUCUGGCACAGCAGUCCAGCUGCAACACAUUCUCGCCUCGUGGGAUCGGCGCGGCUGGCGGAAAUGGCUUCGGCGGAUACCGGCAGAACUGCGAACGCUGCCACCGCUCCAUCAGCAGCUCGUCGAUUUUCUCGCGAAGCGCGCUGAGCAUCUGCAACAGCAGCAGCCCGCGUUUACCCUUCAGCAGCAGCCGAUUCUCGCUGGGCCGUCUGUACGGCUCGCGACGCAGCUGUCUUUGGCGAAGUCACAGUAGUAGCCUAAACGAUCCCAGUUGCCCGACGGAAAGCACACGAUGUCUGGCCGGACAGUCCGCGAAUGAGGAGAGCCCACCUUCUCCACCAGCCUAUCAGGACGCGCUGUAUUUUCCCGUACUUAUUAUACACCGCAACGAGGGCUGCCUCAGUCAUGACCGCCAUUCACUGCACCGUAACGGAUCCUGUGUGGAGACUUCGUUAUAG